Podospora pseudocomata is the source of this 1341-nucleotide messenger RNA. RefSeq lists its product as uncharacterized. The record is from RefSeq and is a predicted model, not a curated record. The transcript has a single exon. Lineage: Eukaryota; Fungi; Ascomycota; Sordariomycetes; Sordariales; Podosporaceae. Bases 1 to 1341 code for a protein of 446 amino acids. Gene Ontology annotation, molecular function: gamma-glutamylcyclotransferase activity.
AUGUCUCCAAAAGCAGCCUCAACAGCCACAGGCCCACUUGCGCCAUCGAAUCCGGAAACCAAAGAAGACACCGCUCUCUGGAGUUUGAAACAUGUCCAAGUCCUCUGGUCCUGGGCUGCCAGACCAUCCAAGCCAACAUAUCCUCCCAUCUCCUCAAUCCCACCCACGCCGGCCACCCGUCUCCUCGAAGCCGAUGCCGUGCCCACAACCGGCGAGCCCUUCCCGACCGAGCCAAUCCUCACCAGAAACGCCCACCAUGAGCCCUCCAAAUCCAAUACUGUCCUCUACCUCGCCUAUGGCUCCAACAUGUGCUCAAAGACCUUCCUGGGCAUGCGCGGCAUCCGUCCCAUAAGCCAAAUCAACGUAUCCGCCCCUUCUCUCGACCUAACCUUUGACCUGCCCGGUCUCCCAUAUCGCGAACCAUGUUUCGCCAACACCGCCCUGCGUAAACUCCCAGAACCUCCAAAACUGCCCCCCAAAGUCCCUGACAUGCCCGACCUCCCUGACCCCCCAAAGAUGCCCCCUUUCUCUUUCAGCAAUCGACAGCGCGGACCAAUCAACUGGACCAAAGGCCUCGUCGGCGUAGUCUACGAAGUAACGGCAGAAGACUACGCCAAAAUCAUCACCACCGAAGGCGGCGGCGCAAGCUACCACGACAUUCUCGUGCCGUGUUUCCCCUUGCCAGCCACGAUCGGCGUCCCAGAAAAACCCGACAUUCCCGUCCCUCCCAGACCGUUCCUCGCGAGAACGCUCUAUGCCCCACGCCUCCCCGAUAUUCCAGAUAAGCCCCCGAAAGAAGACGAUCGCAGCCCCACCAACAAUGACGACGGUGACGGUGACAAAUGCCCCAAGCCUAAACCCCCCUCUUGGAUCCAAAAAUUCCUCCUCCCCGUCCGCCGCCCGCAAGCAAACUACGCCCAGCCCUCCCCCCGCUACCUCUCCCUCCUCACCACCGGCGCAGCAGAACACGACCUCCCCCAAGACUACCAAGCCUACCUUCAAUCCCUCCGGCCCUACACCGCAACCACCUGCCUCCAGAAACUCGGCCAGGUACUCUUCCUCAGCUUCUGGGUGCCCUGGGUCGUAACAGCCAUGUUUGGGGGUCGGUUGUUCAGUGACGAGAAGGGCAGGGCGCCCAAGUGGGUCGUGGCAGGGACGACGGUGCUGUUUAAUAUCGUCUGGGCAAGUUACGAUUACGUCGCCAAGCCCAUCUUUGGGGACGGGGAGAGGACGCUCGAGGAGGAGGAGACGGACGGGCAGAGGAGUUGGGUCGGGGAACGGUGGGGUGGUUGGAGAAGGGAGAGGGGGACGGUGGGCGAGAGGAGGGUUCUGUUGGCGUAG